AUGGGUGUUAUUGGUCUGAAGGCCUCCAGCCCCUGCAACAUGUCUGCCAACGCGCCCUGCGUGUCCGCUCGCUCGGAGAGGAGGCGGGAGCCGCCGCGUCGCGCGCGGGGCCCUUUGCAGCACGGCGCCGACGUGGAGCUGGCGGCGCUGGAGCAGGAGCGCUGCCUGGACGGCUGGGAGUACAGCCGGGAGCUCUACCGCUCCACCAUCGUCAGCGAGUGGAACCUGGUGUGCGAGGACGACUGGAAGGCGCCGCUCACCACGUCCCUGUUCUACGUGGGGGUGCUCGUGGGCUCCUUCGUCUCGGGGCAGCUCUCGGACAGGUUCGGCAGGAAGAACAUCCUUUUUUCCACGAUGGCCGUGCAGACCGGCUUCAGUUUCCUGCAGAUCUUCUCUACCAGCUGGGAGAUGUUCACCGUGCUCUUCGUCAUAGUGGGGAUGGGACAGAUCUCCAACUACGUGGUGGCCUUCAUCCUGGGAACAGAAAUUCUUGGCAAAUCAGUUCGUAUUCUAUUCUCUACGUUAGGAGUUUGCAUAUUUUUUGCAAUUGGCUACAUGUUGCUGCCACUAUUUGCUUACUUCAUCAGAGACUGGCGGCUGCUGCUCCUGGCGCUCACCGUCCCGGGGGUGUUCUGCGUCCCGCUGUGGUGGAUCAUUCCUGAAUCCCCUCGGUGGCUGAUCUCCCAGGGAAGAUAUAAAGAGGCAGAAGUUAUUAUCAGAAAGGCUGCAAAAAUAAAUGGCAUUCCAGCCCCAGAUGUGCUUUUCGACCCCGUGGAGAUGCAGGAUUCGAAGCCUCAGCAGCAGCAGAAGGCUAUCCUUCUGGACCUAUUUCGAACCCGAAACAUUGCAACUAUUACUAUUAUGUCAUUACUUUUGUGGAUGAUAACAUCGAUUGGUUACUUUGGCCUGUCACUCAGCACUCCCAACUGGCACGGAAAUGCCUACGUCAAUUGUUUCCUCUCGGCAGUUAUUGAAAUCCCAGCUUACGUGAUCGCCUGGCUUCUCCUCCGGUACCUGCCUCGGCGGUAUUCGAUAUCUGGCACGUUGUUUUUAGGAGGAGGUGUUGUCCUCUUCAUUCAGCUGGUUCCUGCAGGUUCUCAUGUCCUGUCUAUUUUCCUGGUGAUGCUUGGAAAAUUUGGAAUCACAUCAGCGUUUUCUAUGCUCUAUGUGUACAGCGCUGAGUUAUACCCAACGUUGGUCAGGAACAUGGCAGUGGGCGCCACCUCCACCGCUUCCAGGGUGGGCAGCAUCGUUGCUCCCUACUUCGUGUACCUGGGUGCCUACGACAGAUUCCUGCCUUACAUCCUCAUGGGAAGCUUGACUGUGCUGAUAGGGAUCCUUACCCUCUUCCUCCCUGAAAGCUUUGGGAAUCCUCUCCCUGAGAACUUUGAGCAAAUGCGGAGAGUGAAAUGUUUCAGAAAUGCACAAAAACCCACUGGUGUUAGGAAAUCAAAGGAGAAUCCUAAAAUGCUGGUAACACCAUUGUGA
Molecule: messenger RNA, 1488 nt
Organism: Tinamus guttatus (white-throated tinamou)
Lineage: Eukaryota; Metazoa; Chordata; Aves; Tinamiformes; Tinamidae
Gene: SLC22A4
Product: solute carrier family 22 member 4
Biological process (GO): carnitine transport; transmembrane transport
Cellular component (GO): membrane
Molecular function (GO): transmembrane transporter activity; ATP binding
Source: RefSeq, a predicted model, not a curated record